Botrytis fragariae is the source of this 315-nucleotide messenger RNA. RefSeq lists its product as uncharacterized. The record is from RefSeq and is a predicted model, not a curated record. NCBI's taxonomy places the organism in Eukaryota, Fungi, Ascomycota, Leotiomycetes, Helotiales, Sclerotiniaceae. The transcript is spliced from 3 exons. The coding region runs from base 1 to 315 and encodes 104 amino acids.
AUGAAGGGGCUCCGUUCCAGUACAGUUCAACGAAGCGACAAACUCAAAGAUGGUAUGAGAAAAACCAAGGGAAAUUGUACAGAAAUGGUUACUUAUCGAACUACAUUCUUGAUCGCUCUUUCGAAAAAGCACCGAGACACACAAUCGCAAAUGCCGAAUCUCGGACUCUUGGCUGUCUGUGGGGUAUGGGGAAACGACGAGAUGAAUUUGAGUUCAAUAUCAAAUUUUGUAUGGAGAAUGAACGGCAACUUUAAGAUAUCCAAUUGCUGUUACCUGGGUGAAAAUCAAUGCAGUGAAUCAUCGCGAUACCAUUGA